GUCGUUGUUGUUUGACUGCACGCAGGUAGGAACACAGAUUUGGAUGGGCAACCCGGAGGGCAGUGAAGUGGUGGUGUGGCGUGGAUGGCUCUUGUUUACUUUAAUAAUUAAACUGCAUUAUUUUAUUUGAUUAUAUGAACGGUUGAACAUUACUUUGGUUUUCUUAUGCUUCCGCGACGUUUGGAUUUAUUUAAAUAUUCUGGUUCGUGCAGAGCAGUUUUAAAUCAAAGAUUAUGGUUUGAAGAUCAAUUCUGCCGCCAUCAUAGUUUCCGCUACAGAAUACGGUUAGGUUUUCAGCCAUGUAUGGAAAAGUUUGAUGGAAAUGAUUUUGGGUUUUAGAAGAUGCAAGUCGAGAAUGUUCUUUAUCAUAAAGACUUAUACCAAACAUUAUCGGGAGAAAACCUAGAAAAGAUGAGUGAUAUAGAUUGGACAAUUUUUGACAGGAAAGCUUUGGGAGUGGUCAGGUUGUCAUUGGCGAAGAGUGUUUUUUUCAACAUUGUCAAUGGAACGACUAGACAUGGGAUAAUGAAAGCUUUUCCGAAUAUGUACGAUAAACCCUCAACAUUGAAGAAUGUGUUUUCAAUCAAACAUCCUAGUUCGAUGUUUGUCUCAGAAGCCAUGAGAGUGAUGGACAUGUCACAGUCAAAGAUGGCAAAGAAAGAGAACGAGACACGGGUUAUGACUGAUGAGUUGAAGCUAUGUGGGAGCUUCAACGGGCCUUUAGACAACUAAAGAGAAGGGCACUACAACUGGUGGUAAAUGAAGAUUACCAGAGUUA
Messenger RNA from Cuscuta campestris, 778 nucleotides. The record is from the annotation of a GenBank genome assembly. NCBI's taxonomy places the organism in Eukaryota, Viridiplantae, Streptophyta, Magnoliopsida, Solanales, Convolvulaceae.